Molecule: messenger RNA, 257 nt
Organism: Cokeromyces recurvatus
Lineage: Eukaryota; Fungi; Mucoromycota; Mucoromycetes; Mucorales; Mucoraceae
Exons: 2
Coding region: 30-194 (54 amino acids)
Source: RefSeq, a predicted model, not a curated record
AAACGAAUGACUUCCAAAACAUUAUAUACAUGUAUAUUUAUUUUUCUAUACACUUUAAUUUUAGGAGAAGUAGAUUCUUAAACAAAAAUAUAGAAAUGGAUCUUGGGGAUAUUUCAUUGGAUUUUAUAUCACUUGAAUUUUAUUUAACAGGUAAUACUCAGAGUAAGCAGAGAUGUAGAGAUAUGUUUAUAUAAUUUGCAAAGUUGUUAUGGCAUGUUAUUAAUUUUGCCCUGAUUCUACUUGUAAAUAUUAAGUCC